This is a messenger RNA of Acomys russatus (golden spiny mouse), 518 nucleotides long. It is a transcript of the gene Cd24, whose product is annotated as CD24 molecule. Lineage: Eukaryota; Metazoa; Chordata; Mammalia; Rodentia; Muridae. The coding region runs from base 108 to 338 and encodes 76 amino acids. Gene Ontology annotation, cellular component: external side of plasma membrane. Gene Ontology annotation, biological process: cell adhesion. The record is from RefSeq and is a predicted model, not a curated record. The transcript has 2 exons.
GGUCCCGCCGGCCGGCCGCGCUCCCCACCUUGACUGCGCCCGCGCGAGCCAAGCGGAUCUCCACGAGCCGAACAUCCUGAGAGUCGCGCAGCGCCGACGGAGCGGACAUGGGUAGAGCGAUGGUGGCUAGGCUGGGACUGGGGUUGCUGCUUCUAGCGCUGCUCCUACCCACGCAGAUUUAUUGCAACCAAACAUCUGUUGCACCAUUUUCAAGUAACCAGAAUAUCUCUGCUGCCCCAACUCCAACUAACGCCACCAACAGAGCGGUUGGCAUUGCCCUGCAGUCCACAGCCGGCCUCCUGGCCGUCUCGCUUUCUCUUCUCCAUCUCUACUGUUAGAGACUCAGGCCAAGAACCGUCUCUACUUCCCCCAUCUUCUAGACCCACCCCCAAAUGGCAACCUCAAGUCCAGUGUGACCAGGAAGAAGAAGGUCCUCAUCAAAUCUGCUACUACCACACCGCAACAGAAAACGGAAUUCCAAAUUUGGUCGGUUUAAAGGACGUGUGAAAGGUCUGAGA